Saprolegnia parasitica CBS 223.65 is the source of this 531-nucleotide messenger RNA. The record is from the annotation of a RefSeq genome assembly. Lineage: Eukaryota; Oomycota; Saprolegniomycetes; Saprolegniales; Saprolegniaceae.
AUGGAACUAAACGACCAAAAUAAUUUAAUAAGAAAUUCUUUUAUUAAAAUGUUAUUAAAAAAAGGAAAAAAAAGUAUUGCUGAAAAUCUUUAUAAUAAUAUUUUAAUUGAAUUACGUAAAAAAACAAAACAAAAACCUUUAUUUAUAUUAAUAAAAACCAUUGAUAUUUUAGCUCCAAAAUUAAAAUUAAUAAAUGUACCUGUAAGUAAAAGAAGAACUCGAAAAAAAAAAAAUAAAUAUUUUUUAAUGUUUUUAAAUAAAGAGAAACAAGUAAAAGAUGCUGUUAAUUGGUUAUUAUCUUUCUCAAGAAAACGUAAAACAAAUUUUUUAAAAAAUAUUCUUAAUGAAAUUUUAGGUACUUUUAAUAAUAAAAGUAAAAGUAUUGUUAAACGAGAUGAUACUUAUAUCGAAAUACAAAAAUUACGUUAUAAUAUCAAAUUCAAUAGUACUGUUAAUUUAUUAGAUAAAGAAGAAGAUUUUUCAACUUUUUCUCAAAAAAAAAAAAAUAAAUAUUUAUUAUUUAAAAAAUAA